Zingiber officinale is the source of this 835-nucleotide messenger RNA. Its product is annotated as CEN-like protein 2. NCBI's taxonomy places the organism in Eukaryota, Viridiplantae, Streptophyta, Magnoliopsida, Zingiberales, Zingiberaceae. The record is from RefSeq and is a predicted model, not a curated record. Bases 43 to 570 code for a protein of 175 amino acids. The transcript is spliced from 4 exons.
GCCAGCCAUCCCCUGCCUUCUUGAUCUUGCAAGAGCAGAGCGAUGGCAAGGCCCUCCGACCCGCUCGUCCUCGGCCGGGUGAUCGGAGAAGUCAUCGACCCAUUCAUCCCCACCGUGAGGAUGACCGUGAACUACAACUCCCACAAUCUGGUCUGCAAUGGCCAAGAGCUUUUCCCAUCUGCCGUGGUAGCGAAGCCCAGGGUGGAGGUCCAAGGAGGUGAAUUGAGAUCCUUCUUCACGCUGGUGAUGACAGACCCUGACGCGCCAGGGCCAAGCGAUCCAUUCUUGAGGGAGCACGUCCACUGGAUUGUCACUGAUAUUCCCGGCACGACCGAUGCUUCUUUCGCAGGAAAUGAGGUGGUGAGGUACGAGAGUCCUCGGCCGAGCAUCGGGAUCCACCGCUUCGUCUUCGUGCUGUUCCAGCAAAGGCGGCGGCAGUCGGUGGCGGCGACGCCGGCGCAGCGGGACCGCUUCAGCACCCGGUCGUUCGCGGAGGCGAACGACCUCGGGCUCCCGGUGGCGGUCGUCUACUUCAACGCGCAGAGGGAGACGGCGGCGCGGCGGCGGUGAAGCAUGGCAGGCCAUGCUUUUAAAAAUCGAUGCUACUUUAGAGCAAAAGCAGUAAUGAGCGAGGAAUCGAUGGAUGUUCCUGCUUGUGAACUGCUUUAGUGGUGCGAUGUGUCGAGUGUUGGUUGUGUUUGUGGUGUGGUCGGCAAGCACGGUCGUCGCACGGUCACUUUACGUGUCGACGAGGGAGGCAAAGGCUUGGACGGCCACUCGUUGGUUUAGUUGUGGAUUUGAAUAAAUUGUGGGCCGACGCUGUGAUUUGACUUGA